Molecule: messenger RNA, 1203 nt
Organism: Effrenium voratum
Lineage: Eukaryota; Dinophyceae; Suessiales; Symbiodiniaceae
Source: the annotation of a GenBank genome assembly
AUGCAGCCUGUUCUGACGCCGCAUGGAGCUAUGCUGGCUACAGAGCCAUUCCGGCGGUCUUGGAGCACCUCCAGCUUAAAGCCCGGCGCAGCAGCCGCACAUUUGGCCCUGUGCCGCUGGGGCUCCCCUGACGCGCAGCACCGCAACCCAGAAAGUCUGGGCUACGACAGGGUGCGGUUCCGCGGCCGGCCUCCUGAGGAGAAAGAGCUCGCAGCGGGCCAACCCUCGGGCGGCCCUGCGAAGCGAGAUUACCUCUCCAAGUUUUCGAAACGAGAGGGGCGAGCACGCAUAGAUCUUCAUGCUCCGCCAGAGUAUUCACUCUCGAGAGCAAGCUGGCAAACCAUGAAGUACGAUGUCAACUGGCAUACGUACAACGAGUGCCCAAGGCUGGCUGAGUGUAAGGCCGCCUGGCUGGAGGUAUUGACGUCACUGGUGAAUGACUGCUUGCUGCCGCUCUUCUUGCUGCACUGCAAGCGCGGUCAGUUCAGCUUCUCACACCGCGGCCUCGAGGCGGCCAGCCUUGAUGCUGCGGGUGGGCGGCCGCUGCCUGGCGCAGCCGCCGUAGCUGUUGCUGGCUUACUGGCGGAAUCCUGCCCGCAGUGGCUACAGCUGGCCCAGUCCGGAGAAGCAGCCUUGGUCCUCUUGCGAGCGGAAGCUCCAAGCACUGGACAUCGCCCAGCCGUGUGUGCGGGAGUGGUCGCCCCAGGCUACUCUCUGGCCUUGCCAGAGAGUGGGGCAGGCAACGACAGCCACGACCCGCAAUCUAAGCGGUGGAGAGCGGCUCAGCAGGGCUUCUAUGCAGAUGCCCGCUCGCUGGAGAGAGACCUCUCCUCCAUCAAAGCAUGUAUUUUGGAGCGACUGCGGUCCAUUGCUACUGAUAAAAGCCAGCAAGGGGAGGAACCGGCACCCUUCGCAGCUGGCUCUGCCUCAGAAAGUGCAGCUCCCACGAAGGCAAAGGAAGAGUCUGACGUGGACGAGUCUGUCCUGGGAUUCGUUGAUGCACUCCAGCGAGAUCCGGAUUACCACCACCAGGUGUGCCACGUGAAGCGAUUUCCGCAGCGGCCAGCCCAGCUCGCCAGCUUCGAGACGCUGGUUGACAACAAUGGUGCGGCGCUUCUCUCGAACGCUGCGCAAGCAGCCCUGCGGCACAUGAACAUCGACGAGCCUUUCCAACAUCAGCAUACGGCGCUGCGCCUUGGAUAG